CCCUUUCCCGUCUCUGCAAGCCGUCCAAUUUGCGGCUGCCGGAGUGGAUUCCACGUACACUUCUUUUUGUUGUUUUUAAUUUUGUUUUUAAUUUUGCAGAACAGCGGGCCGGUUCUCCCGUGCACAGUUAUCUUUGCAAGUGCAGUCGAACGAGAGAUGGCUGCUUUUAAAUCCUACUCAGCCUUCCCGCUGCUGCUUGCUCUUCUCCUGGGCGGUUUGGGGAGCUCCCUGCAAGAGCUGGACACAGUGGACGAACACAGCAAACACCUUUACAAUGCGGAUCUCUUCAGCCAUGCAGUGCAGAUGUCUCCUCACUUCAUCAUGUUCUUUGCGCCCUGGUGUGGACAUUGUCAGAGGCUUCAGUCUACGUGGGAUGAACUGGGGGACAAGUACAACACCAUGGAGGAACCUCCACUUAACAUUGCUAAAGUUGACUGCACCAAAGACACGCAGAUCUGUUCUGAUAACGGAGUCCGAGGAUAUCCUACACUAAAGUUGUUCAAACCUGACCAGGAAGCGGUGAAAUAUAAGGGGCCUCGCGACUUCCAGUCACUUGAAACCUGGAUGCUCCAGACUGUGAAUACUGAGCCUGCUGCUGAAUCGGAACCGGAGAUUCCCACUAUCCCGGAAGCCAAGCAGGGCUUGUAUGAUUUGUCAGACAACAACUUCAAGCUGCACACUGCCCAAGGCUUCCACUUCGUCAAGUUCUUUGCUCCGUGGUGUGGUCACUGCAAAGCACUGGCCCCAACGUGGGAACAGUUGGCAGCAACCUAUGAACAUUCCGACAGUGUGAAAAUUGGCAAGGUGGAUUGUACGCUUCAUCAGCAGUUGUGCUCUGACAGCCAGGUACGGGGAUACCCAACACUGCUUUGGUUCAAGGACGGUGAAAAGGCCGAUCAGUAUAAGGGAAAGCGAGAUCUGGACUCCCUCAAAGAAUAUGUGGAUACCCAGUUGAAGGUUGUUCAACUCACCGAAGAUGAAGGUGGUGAAGAUGAGGAAGAGGAAGAACCAGAGGAAGAGGUGGAUCAGGAGGCGGAGGGAGAGAAGGAAGUGGACGAGGAGGAACUGGAUCAAAUUCUCGUACUGACUGAAAGUGAUUUUGAGCAGACCAUAGCCACGGGCGUGACUUUUGUGAAGUUUUACGCCCCCUGGUGUGGUCAUUGCAAGAAUCUCGCACCAACCUGGGAGGAACUUGCCAAACAAGUGUAUCCUGGAUUAAGUGACAUCAAGAUCGCCAAAGUGGACUGUACGGCGGAGCGAUCCCUGUGCAAUCAGUAUUCGGUCCGUGGUUAUCCUACUCUACUGCUAUUCCGUGGAGGUCAGAUGUUAAGUGAGCAUAAUGGUGCCAGGGAUCUGGACAGUCUUCACAGUUUUAUCCUCCAGCAGGCCAAGGAUGAACUGUAGUGUGCAGACCUCCUGCUCGGCCACCACCUCAACUCACUGAUGUAUAAUUGUGCCCAGAUUUGUCUUUGCCAGAAAUGUGGUUGUACUCUCUCCUCUAUCAAGGUAUGUAGCAAAAGGUGAACAGCAACUUCCAGCCUUCUGAAUGGUUAAAUUGGCUAUGAUUUUUUAAUCAGCGUGGUGCCUUCUGAGUGUGUGUGUGUGUGUAUGGACGUAGAAAUAAGAGAUUUUGCUUCCUGUGCCUGCCAGCUUAACACUUAUGUGGAUGUGUUUCAUAUGUAGUUAACGGAUAAUCAUCUAGCUGUACUUGAUUAGUAAUUGCAGUACUGUGGGCUUAAAACUGAAUACCUCAGCAUCUCUUAAAACCCCAUUCAGCCUGCACGAGUUAGAAAGAAGUGAAGCCAGUCUGUGCAGUGCGAGUGACUGUUGGAUUUGUAUAGUUUGAUUAACUUGUGUUGCUUAAAAAUCAAAAAGCGAAUUGUGAAACUGGGCAGUAUCAAUUGCUGAGAUUUCAGUGAAUUGUUUGAUCACUUCGACAAUUCAUUAACGGGGGCUAAAACAGACAUUGCAGUAGUUACCAUGUAACAUUUGCACUCCCCUUGCAGUUUAUUGAAAUUAACUAACUCAAGGCUUUUUUUAAAAACGUGACUAAAGUGUAUGAAAGAAAGUGGCUGAAAGAACCAUGUUAUUUAAAAAAAAAAGACAAAUAUGACUUCCAAAAUAGCAAAUGUUACAGUCUUAUUGCAGUGGUGAUUCUGGGCAGAGCCAUUUGAAACAGUGUGAGGUACUGGGAACACAGACCCGAGAUGUAGAACUGUUUACUAUUCAUACAUGUUGCUGCAAAUGAGUGAGCAAAUUGCAAAGGAAAACCACUUCAUUUUAACAUCCUUUAUUGUUAGCAUGUGUGUUAGAGAAUGAUUUGUAUGUUUCCAGGUGGGAGGUGGAUAGCAGUAAACUUGUAUGGUCGGCACUUAUUUUUUGUACAAUAUAAAAUCAUUUUUUAAAAAAUGAGAUGCUACAUCAAAGGUUUACACUACUUGGCAAUUUCUAAUUAAAAAAAUGUAAAUGAU
Messenger RNA from Leucoraja erinaceus (little skate), 2471 nucleotides. It is a transcript of the gene txndc5, whose product is annotated as thioredoxin domain containing 5. The record is from RefSeq and is a predicted model, not a curated record. Gene Ontology annotation, cellular component: endoplasmic reticulum. Gene Ontology annotation, molecular function: protein disulfide isomerase activity. Gene Ontology annotation, biological process: protein folding. Lineage: Eukaryota; Metazoa; Chordata; Chondrichthyes; Rajiformes; Rajidae.